This is a messenger RNA of Papaver somniferum (opium poppy), 1770 nucleotides long. Its product is annotated as metal transporter Nramp5-like. Lineage: Eukaryota; Viridiplantae; Streptophyta; Magnoliopsida; Ranunculales; Papaveraceae. The coding region runs from base 41 to 1561 and encodes 506 amino acids. Gene Ontology annotation, cellular component: membrane. Gene Ontology annotation, molecular function: manganese ion transmembrane transporter activity; cadmium ion transmembrane transporter activity. The transcript is spliced from 13 exons. Gene Ontology annotation, biological process: metal ion transport. The record is from RefSeq and is a predicted model, not a curated record.
GAAUCAUUUGCAGAGAAAGAAAGAGGGAGAAGAAGAAGAGAUGGAUAGACAGGCACAACCCGCAAAAUCAGGUUGGAAGAAUUUCUUGGCACAUGUUGGUCCUGGUUUUCUCGUCUCUUUAGCUUAUCUAGAUCCUGGAAAUUUGGAGACUGAUCUCCAAGCUGGAGCGAAUCACAAGUACGAGCUAUUAUGGGUAGUUUUGAUCGGUCUAAUAUUUGCACUCCUAAUCCAGUCUCUCGCCGCCAAUCUUGGUGUUGUUACAGGAAAACAUUUGGCGGAGCUCUGCAAAGCUGAGUAUCCAGUUUUCGUAAAGAUCUGCCUCUGGUUUUUAGCGGAGAUUGCUGUUAUUGCAGCCGAUAUACCAGAAGUGAUCGGAACAGCUUUCUCGCUGAACAUAUUGUUCGGGGUUAAAGUCUGGGCUGGGGUUCUGAUUACUGGAUUGAGUACUAUCCUUUUUCUUGGCCUACAGAAGUUUGGGGUUAGGAAGCUAGAAUUUCUGAUAGCAACUUUUGUGUUGGUGAUGGCUGCUUGCUUUUUCGUGGAAUUGAGUUUCGUCAACCCACCUGCAGCAGAGGUGAUGCAGGGUUUGUUCAUACCAAAGCUCCAGGGACAAGGAGCUACGGGAGAUGCAAUUGCAUUAUUUGGGGCACUAGUUAUGCCGCAUAAUCUUUUCCUUCACUCAGCGUUAGUUCUAUCAAGGAAAGUACACCAAUCAGUAAAGGGGAUCAACAGCGCCUGCAAAUACUUCCUCAUUGAAAGUGCAUUUGCGUUGUUCAUCGCUUUUUUGAUCAAUGUGUCUAUAAUCUGUGUUUCGGGAACUGUUUGUUCAGCUAGAAUCCUCACCACUGAUAAUGCCAAUUGUUGCAGUGGUUUGACACUCAAUAAUGCUUCGUUUCUUCUACGCAACGUUUUGGGAAAGUCAAGUUCCAUUGUAUAUGCCAUUGCACUACUAGCUUCAGGACAGAGUUCAACAAUCACUGGAACUUAUGCAGGACAGUUCAUCAUGCAGGGGUUCUUAGACCUUAAAAUGAGGACUUGGUUAAGAAACUUAAUGACUCGAUGCAUAGCAAUUGCACCUAGUCUCAUUGUCUCCAUUAUUAGUGGAUCUUCUGGUGCCGGGCGACUCAUUGUUAUCGCAUCGAUGAUAUUGUCCUUUGAGCUCCCAUUUGCUCUCAUCCCACUCCUGAAAUUUAGCAGCAGUACCAUGAAGAUGGGUCCUCAUAAGAACUCUCUUUAUAUCAUUGUGAUUUCAUGGAUCUUGGGGUUCUGUAUAAUUGGGAUCAACAUUUAUUAUCUGAUCACAGCUUUCAUCGGUUGGAUAACACACAACAAAUUACCAAGGGUUGCAAAUGUGUUUAUCGGGCUGCUUGUGUUUCCGCUGAUGGCUAUAUACAUCAGUUCUGUCAUCUACUUGAUUUUCAGGAAAGACAGAGUUGUUACUUAUAUCAACACAACAGACGGGCAGCAGAACAAAUUGGAGAAAGGGUUAGAAAGAGGUGAUGAAGAAGAAGAUGUUGUUCCUCAAAGAGAGGAUCUUGCUGGUAUCCCACUCCCCAAAUAAAGUACCAGAAGACCCUAAAUGAUGGACCCUUGCAAUAAUGCUACUUUUAGUGAAAUGGGUAAUGCAUGUAUCUGAUUAGCUUAGAGUUGAUAUCGAUAUAGAUUCAUAUUAAAUUAGUUAGCUGUGUUACAAAUUAGAAUUGAAGUGAACAGUUACUUUUAUAAAAUCGAAGUAUGAAUCAUAUGACCAUAAUGCUUCCUUCCGGUAAA